GAAGAAAAAUCAGCGGAGUUAGUGGGGGGAAUCAUGAUGAAGGCUGCCAUUGGCAAUCUUUGAAUCUCGAGAAUCACACAGACCAGUUUGACUAAUCAGGAGAUUCAAACCCCAUGUCCCUCUGCUUGUCCCCAUGCACUCAAGACCCAUUUGCCUUUAUUUGGCGUGCUUCACCAGUAGAUUUUUAACAACCAUUUGCCUUUAUUUGAAGCUUCUCGUCUUCUUAACAUAUGGCGCUGUGUGGUUGAAUCUGAAUCAGAGAAGCUUCUUCUGUUGUUUCAUUCGAUCAGUUGGGGCUUUGUUUGGUGCUCUGCAGCUGUUUUCCCGUUUCCCUCUUUUUCUGGGGCUCCUCAGUUGGAUACUGCAGACCGAUGAAAAGAGAAGGCAAUUCUUGAAAUGAAGUUUAUGAAAUUGGGAACCAGGCCUGACUCCUUCUACACAGAAGCUGCUACCAGGACGGUCAUUUCCAAUGUCCCAGGCAAUAUUGUUAUACGCAUCGACAAUGUCAGUUACCUUCUCCACAAGUUUCAGCUUCUCCCGAAGUGUGGUCUCUUGCAGCAUCUCUGCCCUGACAUGGGUGAUUCUAACAUUGCCACUAUUGAGCUUCAUGACGUUCCAGGAGGUGCAGAAGCUUUUGAGCUGUGUGCAAAGUUUUGUUAUGGAAUGACCAUUAAUAUCAGUGCUCAUAAUCUCGUACUCGCACUCUGUGCUGCUAAGUUCCUCCGCAUGACUGAAGCAGUGGAGAAGGGAAAUCUUGUUCUGAAGCUCGAGGCCUUUCUCCACUCGUGCAUUCUUGUUGGCUGGAAGGAUUCCAUUGUUACCCUACAAAACACAGUGAAGUUACCUGACUGGUCCGAGAAUCUUGGAAUUGUCAGAAAGUGCAUUGAUUCAAUCGUUGAGAAAAUUCUAACGCCACAUUCCAAGGUAUCAUGGUCCUACACUUAUACAAGACCAGGUUACACAAAAAAGAACAAUCAAAGUGUCCCAAAAGAUUGGUGGACUGAGGAUUUAUCAGAUCUUGACAUUGAAUUGUUCCGUUGCAUAAUUUUGGCUGUUAGAUCCACAUACAUUCUACCGCCACAACUUAUUGGAGAAGCCCUGCAUGUCUAUGCCUGUCGUUGGCUACCUGACACCAGUAAGGCCAAGCCCUCAGAGAACAAGAUUACUCAAAGCAAAGAAGAUCUGGAAAACAGUCGACAAAUUCUUGAAAAAAUAGUCAGUAUGAUCCCUUCAGAUCGGGGAUCGGUUUCAGUUGGCUUCUUGCUCAGGCUCCUUAACAUGUCAAACUAUCUAGCUGUGUCAUCGACGACAAAAAGUGAAAUAAUUAGAAGAUCAAGUCUGCAAUUUGAGGAAGCAAGAGUUAGUGACUUGCUCUUUCCUUCACAGUCAACCUCCAGUGCACACUUCUACGAUGUCGACUCGGUUGUGGCGGUGUUGGAAUGUCUUCGAGCUCUGUGGCGGAGGCAAUACUCAGGGGCUGCAGAAAACACUCAUUUCUUGACAUACGUUAGAAAGGUGGGGAAGCUCAUCGAUUCAUACCUUCGGGUGGUUGUGAUGGAUAUCAAUAUGCCUGUACCUAAAGUGAUACAACUUGCUGAAGCCCUACCAGAUAUUGCUCGCCCCAACCACGACGAUCUCUACAAGGCAAUAAACAUGUAUCUCAAGGAACACCCUGACAUAAGCAAGGCAGAUAAGAAGCGCCUUUGUCAAAUUCUUGACUGCCAAAAGUUAUCAUCAGAAGUCCGUGCACAUGCUGUAAAGAACGAGCGACUACCUUUAAGAACUGUGGUGCAGGUGCUGUUCUUUGAUCAAGAGAAAGGCUCAAAGGUAACAAGCUUCACACCCACAGCAAAACAGCUGAUUUCUGUCGAAAAACAGGCGGCAGUCACCAGUGACGACAAUCAUGGUAAGCUAAAACCAGAGCUCGACAACGGCAUCGGCAUCGGCAUCGAUAGAGAAGUAAGAGAAAGAAAGGCCUUGUCUGAAAGCAGUGAGAGGGAUGAACAUAGAACAAAAAGAGCAGCAGAUGUGAAGCUGCCAGUUGAGAGGGAAAGGAAAGAUGACAGAUCAGAAUUUGAUGUGAAGUCAGUGAAGAGUAACAAAAUCAAGGAACUCAAGUCAGAUUCUAAGAGGAUGGUAUCAAAGGGAAGCAGAUCAGAUCAUGGUGGUGAACAAAGACAGAUCAAAAGAUGAAGGCAAACCCUGUUCUUUUGGAACCUGUUUAUUUAUGUUUUCAUAGCUAUGAUAUUGGGACCUCUCUUUGUCAAUUGAUCAAUUGCCAAUUUUCUAUCUAUUAAACACUAAUUAUGUUAAUAUAA
This is a messenger RNA of Cucurbita pepo subsp. pepo (vegetable marrow), 2318 nucleotides long. Its product is annotated as BTB/POZ domain-containing protein At5g47800. NCBI's taxonomy places the organism in Eukaryota, Viridiplantae, Streptophyta, Magnoliopsida, Cucurbitales, Cucurbitaceae. The record is from RefSeq and is a predicted model, not a curated record.